AUGACUCUUGUGUUGAGUGAUAUACCUGAAGAGGAAUUAAAAACGUUUCGCUUCGUACUGAAACUUUGGAUCGCUACAAACGACCCGUCGGUUAACUAUUUAAGGUGGAACCGCGAUCGAACUGUUCUGAUCGCCAACAUAUUGGAGCUGAUGCAUAUAUUCUGCGCGAGCACAGGCAACAUCUUCAUUUGCGAAACUCCCGAGAAAUUUAUCUGGCUGAUGUACAAACACGGCUUCGAUAGAUGUAUUCCGCAAGUGUUGGAGGAGUCAGAACGUAGAGGAAUCACGCCAGAAUGUAUGCUCUUUGUGCAUCCGCAGUUUAUUGGCAGCAAUUCCGAAAUGUUUGACGCAUGGAUAUCGUUUCCUGGGGUGAGAGUGCAAGAUAAAACUGCACAAAAAGGAAGCUGCACGUUACCAUCCAUGAUGCAAUUUAUGGUAAGAGAAAACAUUGCGGAAUUUGCCGAGCUCAGGAUGCAAGUAAUGUUCAUGGUGACGAACUUGCAAUCGAAGUUAUGGGAACCAAUGUGCGGACGAGAAAGUGCCUCCAUAGAAAUACCCCAACAGUUUGUAGACUACCCAGAGAUGGACAUGCCCGAUUAUUUUCAAACGCAAGAAAUCGGAGGUAACUACGGUCCGGUGUCUGUAGACGACUUGAGGCAAUGUCUUGGCGACCUACUACCCAGGUUCACAACUGACGAAGAAUCUGUGAAUGCCACUGAUGUACUGGAGGAAGUAGAAGUGUUCGAAGAGAACGAGGUAUCGCAGGUUAAUGACGUUGUUUACAUUGCCCAAGAACCUGGUGCAAAUGAAGUUGAGGUACCCGUAACCCAGCAGUUUAACGAUUUGCGUGAGCUGUAUGAAAACGUCGAUAUCUGGACAGAUGCCGACAGCAAUCUGCUUGAGUAUCAUGAGGAAUACAACAUAGCUGACGAAACAACGCAGGAGGUCAUGAAUGAGAGUGUGGAAGCGGACGCUGUUGAGAUAUCAUCCGAAUCGGCAGAGAGUUUAGCAGAAAUGGAUGAUAAUAUGGCUGUAAACCUGACGAAAAGCAUGCGGGCGUGCCUUCUACCAAUUGAUUUCGAAUAG
Anopheles moucheti is the source of this 1086-nucleotide messenger RNA. RefSeq lists its product as uncharacterized. The transcript has 2 exons. The record is from RefSeq and is a predicted model, not a curated record. NCBI's taxonomy places the organism in Eukaryota, Metazoa, Arthropoda, Insecta, Diptera, Culicidae. The coding region runs from base 1 to 1086 and encodes 361 amino acids.